Molecule: messenger RNA, 2913 nt
Organism: Cuscuta europaea
Lineage: Eukaryota; Viridiplantae; Streptophyta; Magnoliopsida; Solanales; Convolvulaceae
Source: the annotation of a GenBank genome assembly
CUGCCGAACCCGAUUGGGAGGUUAGUGACACCCGGGUGUCUCCGUAUCCUCCGGAGGUGGAAUCUCCAUAUCCUUAUUUUGCAAUUUUUGCCUCUCGUGUCUCUCCCAGACUCCCUCUUUCGCCGUCCCUUCCCAGCACAAUUUAAAUUCCUCCCUCCGGUUCCUUGAGUAUAUAUUAUGACUGCAUGUGGUGCUUAAAGAUGGCCAUUUUGCCCAGUCAUCAGUUCUACCCAAGAAGAACAAGGCUGCAGCUUCUCAGGUAUAGUUCUUCUGCCCCCUUCAAGAAACAACCUUUCGGCGAAUCAAAUAGAACCCUCUCCCCAGAUAGUAGUUUAGGGAAGACUCAUAAUAAAAAUUCAAUUUUUAUUCCGAGAAACAACGUUAAGAAGUGGGGCCUGCAACAGUCAAGUUAUGCUCGUUCUUGGUUAGACAAGUGGAAUGAAGACUUUAAGAACAAUAAGUUGAAAAGACCUCAAAUUGUGUUGAACUAUAGGAAUGGUGGGGAAUAUUCUGAUUCAGAUGGAGAAGGGAGUGAUAGUGGUAGCACGAUGGAGAAAAUUGUUCAAAAAUUAAAAGCAAAUGGGUAUACUGAUGUUGUUAGUGACAAGAAUACGAAAGUAGAGAGAGUGAUAGAGAAAGGUUCUAUUGAGGAUAUAUUUCAUGUUCGAGAAGGUUUAUUGCCAAAUCCUAGAGGUGGGUUUUCUGAGAAGCAUCCAUUUGGGGAUGAAAGUGUGCUUGAUAGUGAUGGAGAAGUUAGAUUUCCAUGGGAGGAGUCAAUAAAGGAAGAAGAAAAGAGGUAUUCAGUGAGGAAGAAGAGUAGUAUUUAUUUGGCUAAGGUAAGUCUACCUGAGCCAGAGUUAAGAAGGCUGACCAAUUUUGCUCUUGGGAUAAAAAACAAGAUGAGGGUUACUGGGGCAGGUGUUACCCAACAUGUUGUAGAAACUAUUCACGAGAAAUGGAAAUCUUCUGAGGUGGUGAGGCUGAAAAUUGAAGGUCCUCCAGCUCUUAAUAUGAAGAGGGUGCAUGAGAUACUAGAGAGGAAAACUGGUGGAUUGGUGAUUUGGAGAUCUGGCACUUCAGUGGCUCUGUAUAGAGGCGUUAAUUAUGAGGCUCCUGAAAGAUCAAAAAAGCGAAUAUUCAACGGAAAUGAGAUUCCCCACAAUUCAUAUUCAAAGGUGGAUAAAACGUCUAGGAAGGAACCUUCAGAAAGUGUUCUUGACAACUUGAGUACAUCAGAUGAGAACAAAGAUAUUGAGGGACAAGUAGAGGUGAAAUAUGACGAUGAAGUGGACAGGCUGUUGGAUUGCCUUGGGCCGAGGUAUUUGGAUUGGCCUGGACCAGGCCCAUUGCCAGUGGAUGGAGAUCUUCUCCCAGGUAUAAUCCCGGGUUAUCAACCUCCUUUUAGGGUACUUCCAUAUGGGGUUAGAUCUACACUUGGAACUAAGGAAGCAACAGCUUUACGAAGGCUAGCAAGAACAUUGCCACCGCAUUUUGCUAUAGGUAGGAGCAGGCAGCAUCAUGGUUUGGCAUCAGCCAUGAUUAAGCUGUGGGAAAGAUGUUCUAUUGCAAAGGUUGCACUAAAGCAUGGUGUGCAACUAACUACAAGUGAGAGAAUGGCUGAUGAUAUUAAGAAAUUAACCAGAGGCAUUCUGCUCUCCAGAAACAAGGACUUUCUGGUGUUCUAUAGAGGGAAAGAUUUUUUAUCUCAAGAAGUUGCCGAUGCAUUAUUGGAAAAGGAGAGGUUUGCCAAGGCAUUGCAAGAUGAAGAAGAGAAAGCACGUCUAUGUGCUUCGGUUUUGGUGGCCCCACAUGUCCAUGUGGAAGAUUCUUCUGGAAGAGCUGGCACACUUGAAGAAACUCUGGAUGCAAAUGCUAAAUGGGGGAAAACGGUGGAUGAGACGGACAAGGAGAAGGUGAUGAGGGAAGCUGAAAUUUUAAGGCAUGCUAACCUUGUAAGGAAGCUUCAAACGAACCUUGCCAUAGCUGAAAGGAAAGUAAUGAAAGCAGAACGGGCCUUGUCAAAGGUGGAGGAGACUUUGAAGCCAUUAGAGCAGCCAGCAGAUCCAUAUAGCAUAACCGAUGACGAGAGAUUUAUGUUCCGCAAACUGGGAUUAAGGAUGAAAGCUUUCUUACUUCUAGGUAGACGUGGAGUUUUUAGUGGUACCGUGGAGAACAUGCACUUGCAUUGGAAAUACCGAGAACUGGUUAAGAUCAUUGUGAAAGCUAAGGAUAUUGAACAAGUAAAAAGUAUUGCCUUAGCACUAGAAGCAGAGAGCGGCGGUGUAUUGGUUUCAUUGGACAAAGUAUCCAAAGGGUAUGCUGUAGUUGUGUUCCGAGGAAAGGAUUAUCAACGCCCUCCUACCCUUCGACCCAAAAACCUUUUAACCAAGAGGAAAGCUUUGGCACGUUCCAUUGAGCUACAGAGACGCGAGGCUCUUCUGAGUCAUAUUGAAACUGUUCAAAAGAGAGUAAAGCAGCUGAAGGCGGAAAUUGAACAAAUGGAUAGUAUUAGAUAUCAUGGAGAUGAGGAACUAUAUGACAAGUUGGACUCGGCAUAUCCUAGUGAUGACGAGGAGAGUGAGGAAGACGCGGGUGUCGAUCAAGAUGGCACUAAUGAAGAAUUUAUAAAUGGAAGUGACAGUUCAGGCUAUUCCGAAACCAAGUUUACAUGCGAUGAUAGCCAAGAUGAAGAGGAAGAAGUAGUACUUCUUCCUAGUGGAACGAUAAUGUAAUGGAUUUUCGUAUUCCAGGAAUGUCAUAUCUAUAUGAGAAGUGUGACUGUUAUCCUUGUAUAGUUUCAUCACUUGCAUGUGAGUAUUUUCUUGUUUGAUAAAAUUAAAAUUGACAGAAUAUGUUUGAAUUGAUAAAAUUUUAGUUGAAACGACUGAAAUGACUGAAUGUGCAUAAUUGUUG